Messenger RNA from Somion occarium, 903 nucleotides. The record is from the annotation of a GenBank genome assembly. Lineage: Eukaryota; Fungi; Basidiomycota; Agaricomycetes; Polyporales; Cerrenaceae.
CUGGUAGACGAGCGACCAAUAUCGUUCUCGUUGGUUUAUGAUCGGUAUUCUCGGCUAUCCUGGUGAGACGGAAAGGAUAAAAGGUGUCUAGGAGUGCGAACACCAUCUCAUCUCGUCUCAUUUCACUUCUCGAUUCUAUUAGAUAUGUUGACUCUCCUCUACGUCCCACCUUCUCUUCUGGUCCUCGCUGCCAGAGGAGCCCUUGCCCAGUCAUCCAGUGGCAUGACCUAUGUUGAUGUUGGCCCUGUCGAGAAUCCAUUCACCUUUUCUCCCUCAAGCGUUCAGCUUCUCCCAGAUUCACUGGGCGUGACCUUCCAGUUCUCUUUCGCCAGAAACCACAGCAUCAAGCAGUCAUACUUCGAAGAGCCCUGCACAUGGGCAGGACCGGGAACCUAUGAUGGUGGAGAUUAUACUGUAGUACAAUCCGAACUCGUGGGCUUCGCUAUUGAUCCAAAGAUAGACGUGGUCCCUGCCCUGUAUUUCUUCGACGAUGCAGACGACAGAUGCCAGCGGGGAAUGGUGUUCCCUAUAAAUCCGCCGAGUGACAAGGACUCUGAGGACUUCAAAUCGAGGGCCAUGGCGUCCUCGUCCUCUUCGACAACGGGAUCAGCAACGUCGUCCGCAUCGUCGACCUCCUUCCUCACUCGUUCCUCUUCCCCUUCUAGCCCCCCAUCAGCAAAGGGAAACAAAACGUCAGACAACGGCAAGGACGAGAACGACAAGGAUGGCGUAGUCUCCAUCAUUUUCAGGGUAACAGCCGGUGUUCUUGGAGCGAUGGGUGUUAUAGGAGCUUUGGCCGUCUAACACAAUGUCAAUGGGGUACAUUGAGCACGGAAUAUUUAGAGUAAACGAACCUUACAACCUCGUCACUCAUUUGAGAUCAAUGCUAUACAUCGAUUCGAU